GGCUACGCUACGCUGAUUGGUACGCAUAAGCAAAUUCAACAGUGUAUUUCGGCCUUAAAUAAUUCGAAAUGGAAGGGAUCUACUAUCAGAGUGGAAUUAGCGAAAAGAAAAAAUGAAGAUCUGCGUGAUGAAGAACGUCUUUCGGCAGCCCAAUUUGAAGCUAUUACAGAAAAAAAUAAACUAGAAAAGAUUGAAAGAAAUUUAAAUCCUGUAACUUUUGAUGAAGCCGAAAAGAAUUUAGGCCGGAAGCGCACGUGCGUGAGGGUUAACAACCUUUCUAACCCUCCUCAUGGACGCUACGGCACGUGGGAUUCCUCCAAUCAGCAUAUAUAUUUUACUGAUUCUUAUGAAACCUGUGCUUCGUCUAAAACUUCACGAUCUGCCUAUUUUAAGGGUAAUUUAACUGAAGCGGUUUCCCCUGAAUCCUUAACCAUGAUUGGUGGAAACACUUCUGACGCGCCCUCACUGAAAUUUUCAGAGAAGAAGAAUAUCAAUUUUGAAAAAACUUCAGAAAAACCUGAGCAGAUCUCGUUCAAUGUAGCUUCCAAUCAUAAUGGUUCUGAGGCACUCAUUGGCGAUGCUAACUACUGUAAAGUGGAUGUUGGGCUUUUGAAGGAAGUCUACAACGAUAAAUCCUCUUCUUUUCGCUUUUUUGAUGAAAAUUACGAAAAUGAAAGCUCGACUAUGGACGCAGAAAAGCUUCUUGAUAAUAAUAAAUUAUCCACAAGGACGACUUCUAAAAACCCUCAAAGUCCACAAAAGCCUACUGAAGAAGAGGCAUCGUCGCCAUUUUUUUUUCAUUUGAGUGAUUAUUCCUUGCAAAAUCGGCUGCUCUCUGGCAAAGAAUGCGAUUUUUAUAAUUACUUUACGUGUCCUGCUAGUCAACGAGAUUCGCUUGAGCAAUGGAAGGACAAACGAAUUAAACUGAUGGAAAUGUUUAGGCAGGCAAGACGGCAGGCCUUAAAGAAAGAGGGCAUGAGAGAGAAAGCAACCUAA
This is a messenger RNA of Zophobas morio, 996 nucleotides long. RefSeq lists its product as uncharacterized. Bases 433 to 996 code for a protein of 187 amino acids. NCBI's taxonomy places the organism in Eukaryota, Metazoa, Arthropoda, Insecta, Coleoptera, Tenebrionidae. The transcript is spliced from 9 exons. The record is from RefSeq and is a predicted model, not a curated record.